Magnolia sinica is the source of this 1171-nucleotide messenger RNA. RefSeq names its product probable tyrosine-protein phosphatase DSP4. The transcript has 5 exons. Gene Ontology annotation, cellular component: cytoplasm. The record is from RefSeq and is a predicted model, not a curated record. Gene Ontology annotation, biological process: protein dephosphorylation. The coding region runs from base 156 to 809 and encodes 217 amino acids. Gene Ontology annotation, molecular function: phosphatase activity. NCBI's taxonomy places the organism in Eukaryota, Viridiplantae, Streptophyta, Magnoliopsida, Magnoliales, Magnoliaceae.
UCUCCAUUCCAGCUUCCAGAACCGCUACGUCGCAUUUCGAGAUUUCUUCUCUGCCCGAAAAGAGAAUUCCGUUACGAGAGAGGGAGAGAAUCCUUUUUUCGUAAUUUCCUUCAUUUAAUCUGUCCUUUUUGGGGAUUUUGAGAGGGGAGGAUAAGAUGAUCUUGGAAUUGGAGAAGGGAUCGGUCGCAGGGAGAGAGAAAGAUAGCAGCGCCAUGAAUGGAGGAGAAGGGAUUCUGGUCCCACCGACGAAUUUCGCGAUGGUCGAGAGAGGGAUUUACAGGUCCGGAUUCCCGAAUCCCGCAAACUUCGGAUUCCUGGAAUCGCUCAAGCUUCGAUCCGUCGUAUAUUUGUGCCCCGAACCAUAUCCUGAAACCAACAUGGAAUUCCUUCACUCUCACGAAAUUCAGCUUUUCCAGUUUGGGAUAGAAGGAACAAAGGAGCCCUUUGUGACCAUACCCAAGGACACCAUUGUGGAGGCCCUCAGAGUCAUACUUGAUGUCAGAAAUCAUCCAGUUCUUAUCCAUUGCAAACAAGGAAAGCAUCGGACAGGCUGUGUUGUGGGUUGUUUGAGGAAACUGCAGAACUGGUGUUUGUCUUCUGUGUUUGAGGAGUACCAGCGUUUCGCAGCCGCCAAAGUCAGGAUGUCGGACCUCAGGUUCAUUGAGACGUUUGACAUCUCGUGCUUGAAGGACUGCAUGUAUGGCUUCAUACAUCAAUACCGAGGAUGUGCAUGCGCAUCCCGACCUACUUGUGAAUGUUCAAAGUGCUUAUCUACACAUAGUGAUGGUCAGAGCCAUCCAUUUAUCUGAGGUUCCUUCCAAACAUAUGAUGGCCCUAAUAGCACAGAAUUCGUAACAUUGGGGGUUUCAAUCAUCAGAGCAUCUCAGCAUGUGGGUCCCAUUGGGUUUUUUUUUUUUUUUUUAAUUUUAAAUUUUUAAUUUUACAACCAUGUUUUGAAAUUGGUGUACUGGGUAUGAUAUGAGGCUGCUUUCACCAACAGUAUGCCCUUGUAUCGCCCUGUAUGAGGCUCUGUUUUGGGCUGAUAUGGGCGGAUAACAGGCACAUAUCACAGGAUAUGUAUGGAGAAGUAGCUCAAUUCAGUAUUUGUGCCUUCAUAUAUGUAAUUAAAUUGACAAUUUCAGUAAGGCAUCUCAUUGGUUAACGUUUUUCA